Molecule: messenger RNA, 1508 nt
Organism: Didymodactylos carnosus
Lineage: Eukaryota; Metazoa; Rotifera; Eurotatoria; Philodinida; Philodinidae
Source: the annotation of a GenBank genome assembly
AAACGUGAUCAUCGUUCUGGUCAAGUGUCCAAAAGAUUGGUUGCUGCGUGUGAUUCUGCGGCAUUAAAAUAUGAUUUACUAGAUAGAGUAGUUGGUGAUUUUCUUGAUGAUGUUAAAACAUUGUGUACAACUGGUUUACGUGUUAUGGGUGCUGGAGUAGAAAAAAUUUAUUUUGGUGGCCUGUUCUUUACUCUUGGCGACUAUCCUGCUCAGCAGUCGAUUCACGGCAGAAAAGAAUCUGUUGCAGCCAAAACGUUCUGCCCUUGCUGCGAUGUUGCGGCUGAUAACUAUAUUGAUUCGAUCGAUCAGAUUAUGUUUCGAAACGUAUGCAGCAAGUGUGAUGAAACAGAUGAUCCUUGUGUUCGUUAUGUUGAAGAUAAGAGGAAAGACAACACAUGUGUUUGUGGGCAUAAGAUUAAUAAGCAUGUUGAUGAUAUGCAAUCCAGUAUUACAUCAUCUCAAAGAACUAUUGAAACAAUCUCAAACAAUUCUCAUUUGUUACCAUCAUCUAUAGCUCCAACAUCACCAUCACAAAAUUCUUCAAUUUCUUCCCCUAUGAAGAAAGAACAACGACGAAAGUUUGGACUUUUAAAACCAAGAAUACGAACCAAUACAAAAUCAAAAUUAAAUCUCACGCAACACAUAAAUAAAGGAAGAAAUAUGGUUGAUCCAGAUACGCAGCUGUUGGUCGAUAAUAGCGUUGCAACUAUGAGAGAUACAGCAUUAUCUGAUUUUGAUAAGAGAAAAAUGGGGGAAUUAUACGAAAAGAAUCUGGAAUUUGUGAAUUUUUUCUGUAUUUUCAAGCAGAUGGACAUGAAUGAUGAGGAAGUAAAUCUGAUCACAACGGGAAAUGCUUAUGAAAUAACAAUAGAGACUUCAAGAGAUCACGAUGCAUCGGACGUUAUUACAGAACAACCAGAAAACUUAAUUAGUUUAAGUGUUGAGUCACCUAAAUUAAAUAUGCGUGAUCAGAGUGUAGUCGAAAAAGCAAAAAAAAUAGCAGCCAACGCGGCUUUCAGUGAAAAUCAGGAUCCAUUUGAAUCGGAUAGUCAACACACAGUUGUCGAGAAGACAAAACCCGUAACAAGAAUUUGUACACCAACAUCGGUGCGUGUGGCUCGAUCAAACAGAUUCGUGAUCGGCGUCGAUACUUCGCAAAGAAUGGUCGACGUUUACAAUGAAAAGUGUCACAAACAAUGUAUUCCACCGGAAAAAAUGCAUGCUGUUUGUAUCGAUUUACUUCAACCAGAUCAAGUUUUCUCCAAUCUUAAAGACUUUAACGUUGUCGUCACAUCGUUGGCGUAUCAUCAUCUAGAAGAUAUCGAUCUAGCUACUCGUACACUUGUUGGUCUGUUAAAGUAUGGUGGAAGUUUUUUGAUUGUAGAUUUGAUUCGCAAUGAGAAACAGGUGAAUCUACACCAACAUCAUGCAGCUUCACAUACGGUCGCUCAUCUUGGAGGCUUCGAAAUGGGAAUGAUCGAGAAAAAUUUGAAGAAUGCUGGCCUAGU